Messenger RNA from Paramecium primaurelia, 678 nucleotides. Lineage: Eukaryota; Ciliophora; Oligohymenophorea; Peniculida; Parameciidae. The record is from the annotation of a GenBank genome assembly.
AUGUAUUAAACUUACAAAUUUAUAUUUCGCCAAUUUUUAUUAAUUAUAAUUUAUAUAGUCGUUAAAAUAUCAAANGCUAGAUGUGGAGCUUCUUUCUCAUUAAAUACCUUCAAAUAAAAUCUAAGAAGAUUUAAUAAUAAAUCUAUCAUAAAAGAAGUUGAAGGUUAUGAAGGCACUGGAGUUAAACUUUCAAUAAAUCAUAAUUAAAGUACAGAACUAUUUUGUAAGUCUAUGUGGAAUGGAGAAUAAGCCAUUAUAUAAGAUUUUAUUGAUGAUACUAUUGGAAGAUCAAUUAGAGUUCUUGUAAUUGGUGGUAAAGCUGUUUCUGUCACUGAAUUCUAAGAUAAUGUGGUAAUUAUUAUCAUCUAAAUCUAGGAUUUUAAAUCUAAUGGAUAUAGUGAUGACUUUUAAAUUCAAUCUAAGAUGGAUUCAGAAAAAAAAUAAGAAUAUUUUAAAAUUGCUGAAAAGGCUUGUGCAGCUAUAGAUCCCCAUUUAACAAUUGGAGGAGUUGAUAUUUUGGAUUCUAGAAAGAAUGGAAUUGUUGUUUUAGAAAUUAAUAGUUGGCCUGAGAUGACAUUCUCAUAAGAUGCUACAGGCCUUCCUCUCUUUGAAUAAUUUGGCUAAGAAUUUAUUGAAAAAAUAAUAUCUAAUAAUAGAGAAAGAACAGACUCAACUUGA